Molecule: messenger RNA, 534 nt
Organism: Melampsora larici-populina 98AG31
Lineage: Eukaryota; Fungi; Basidiomycota; Pucciniomycetes; Pucciniales; Melampsoraceae
Exons: 3
Coding region: 1-534 (177 amino acids)
Biological process (GO): copper ion transmembrane transport; intracellular copper ion homeostasis
Cellular component (GO): plasma membrane
Molecular function (GO): copper ion transmembrane transporter activity
Source: RefSeq, a predicted model, not a curated record
AUGUCUGGUAUGUCGCACGAAACCCAUGACAUGCUAUCCAAUACCCAUGGUAUGGGUUCGAACUCCGAAGGAAUGUCAAUGAUGUCGCAAUUUAGCGCAUCAUUACCUACUGGUCCACUGUGGUUUUCAGGUUGGCAACCCAGGACUGCCGGUACCACUUUCGCGGCUUGUCUUGGUUUGUUCGGAUUGACUAUGGUUGUCAAGAUGAUGGGUGCCUUCCGUCAUCAAGCAAGCCUUCCACGGAAAACGCAACAAUGGCACGAUGUCUCUGUGACCUCUGAAACGCUCAACAAGACUGAAGAUAAUAGUACCAUAGCAGCUUCGGAGUAUCAACAGAGACGAUCCAUACCCGCAUGGGCUUCACAUCAAAUUAUAAGAGGAAUAUUUGCUGGGAUUCAUGCUGGAUUGGAAUAUUUUCUCAUGUUGGCUGUGAUGUCAUACAACGUUUACUUCUUCCUGGCCAUUGUCUUUGGACAUUUUGUCGGUGAGGUAAUGUUUGGAAGAUUUGGUCAUGGUCAUGGUAGUCACAGCUAA